AUGACUGCGCAGCGAUUCGUGGAGUUUGUUCAAAUUCACUGGCGAAAGUUUGAAUUUUUCCCUCAUCCUGCUGUCCUGCGUGCGCUAUUUGGUUGGGAUUUCGGUACGAGAGGACUUUCGAUUCUGCACUUUGGUCGCGUGACGGAGCAGGAGAAGAGGAAACGUGUUCGAACCCUGCCUCCUGCGCAAUCUCCUGCCGAUUUUACUACACUGGUCGGGUCUGUUGACGUCCUAUGUGCGAUAACUCAGCUCCUCUACAAGCCCGUGGUUCACGAGACACUCAACGCAGCUUCCGAUUUCCUUAGCGAGCUGAGAGUGAGCGAACUAGUGUCUUCCCAACAAGCAUUGGACGAGAUCGCAGCAUGGGUCGACGAUCAGCUGGAA
Phytophthora sojae is the source of this 384-nucleotide messenger RNA. RefSeq lists its product as hypothetical. The transcript is spliced from 2 exons. NCBI's taxonomy places the organism in Eukaryota, Oomycota, Peronosporomycetes, Peronosporales, Peronosporaceae. The annotation marks the transcript as partial. The record is from RefSeq and is a predicted model, not a curated record.